Molecule: messenger RNA, 2854 nt
Organism: Girardinichthys multiradiatus
Lineage: Eukaryota; Metazoa; Chordata; Actinopteri; Cyprinodontiformes; Goodeidae
Gene: srp72
Product: signal recognition particle 72
Exons: 19
Coding region: 55-2064 (669 amino acids)
Biological process (GO): SRP-dependent cotranslational protein targeting to membrane
Cellular component (GO): signal recognition particle, endoplasmic reticulum targeting
Molecular function (GO): 7S RNA binding; ribosome binding; protein binding
Source: RefSeq, a predicted model, not a curated record
GGCCCGGAAGAAAUACAUUCUACUUCCGCUUACCUGUUGGUCCAUUCGGCCAAGAUGGCGAGCGGAGGGGUGGCAGUGGCUUCGUUGUGGACCGAAGUAAACCGCUGCGGUCAGAAUGGGGACUACACCCGAGCUCUGAAAGCGCUUUCUAAGAUUUUGCAUGAGAACAGGGACGAUGUGACGGCCCUUCAAUGUAAGAUCGUUUGCCUCGUUCAGAAUGGGAGCUUCAAGGAGGCGCUGAAUGCCAUGAACACCCACUCCAAAUGGCUCGGGGGUGAAGUUGUUUUUGAGAAGGCAUACUGCGAGUACCGGCUGAACAGAGUGGAAAGUGCACUGAAGACCAUUGAAAGUGCUCCUGACCAGACAGACAAGCUGAAGGAACUUUAUGGUCAAGUGUUGUACAGACUCGAGCGCUACGAUGAGUGCAGGACCGUCUACACGGAUCUGAUCAGGAACUCUCAGGAUGAGUACGAGGAGGAGAGGAAGACCAACCUCGCUGCGGUGGUGGCUGCGUUGAGUCAGUGGGAGAAGGCGCCGACGGAGGAUCUGGGUCUUCCUGAGUCGACGUAUGAGCUCUGUUACAACACUGCUUGUGCUCUGAUUGGUCAAGGACAGCUGACAGAGGCCUUCAAUAAACUACGGCAAGCAGAAGAGCUUUGCAGAGUCUCAUUGGCAGAGGAUUCUGACGUGACUGAGGAAGACAUUGAGUCGGAGCUGGCGGUCAUCCAUUCUCAGAUGGCAUACAUCAUGCAGUUGGAGGGCCGAACAGAUGAGGCUUUGCAGCUCUACAACCAGGUCAUCAAGCUCAAGCCUUCUGAUGUUGGGCUUCUGGCUGUGACGGCCAACAACAUCAUCACAAUCAAUAAGGACCAAAAUGUGUUCGACUCAAAGAAAAAGGUGAAACUGACAAACGCAGAAGGUGUCGAACACAAGCUGGCAAAGAAGCAGCUGCAGGCCAUCGAGUUCAACAAAGCCCUUCUAGCCAUGUACACCAACCAGGCCGACCAGUGCAGGAAACUCGCGUCCAGUCUUCAGUCUCAGAAUCCAGGUCACCCUCGACCAGUCCUCAUCCAGGCUGCUCAGCUGUGCAGGGAGAAGCAGCACAGCAAGGCUGUAGAGCUCCUGCAGCAAUUCUCAGAGCAGAACCCAGAGAGUGCAUCUGGUAUUAAACUAACAAUGGCACAACUGUAUUUAGUACAAGGUCAUGUUACAAAAGCCUGUGAUGUCCUUAGAUCCAUUGAAGAGUUCAAGCACAAAGCUGGAAUGGUUUCAGCUCUGGUAACCAUGUACUCCCAUGAAGAAGACAUCGACAGUGCUAUUGACGUUUUCAAACAAUCUAUAGAGUAUUAUCAAGCUGAACAGCCUGGAUCUGCUGCACAUUUGGCUCUGGUGCGAGAAGCUGCAAAUUUCAAACUGAAGCAUGGACGGAAAAAAGAAGCCAUCAGUGAUCUGGAGCAGCUGUGGAAAAAAAACACUAAUGACGUUCACACACUGGCACAACUGAUCUCUGCUUAUUCUCUGGUGGACACGGAUAAAGCCAAAUCUCUCAGCAAGCACCUGCCCUCUGCAGACACCAUGUCUUUCAAUCUAGAUGUGGACGAGCUGGAGAACUCCCACGGCGCCACGUACGUCAGGAAAAAAGCCGGUAAAGUGGUCGGAGAAAACCUUCCCAAGGAACCAGGCCAAGGCGAAGUUAAAAAGAAGAAGAAGAAAAAGAAAGGCAAACUGCCGAAGAACUACGACCCCAAAGCAACCCCAGACCCUGAGAGGUGGCUUCCAAUGAAGGAGCGCUCAUAUUACAGAGGCAAGAAGAAGGGAAAGAAGAAGGAGCAGAUAGGAAAAGGCACACAGGGAGCGACGACAGGAGCUUCAGCCGAGCUGGAUGCAAGUAAAACUCCCAGUAGCCCUCCAACGUCCCCCAGACCAGGAUCUGUGACCAGCUCGUCCACAGCCCCCAGCAGCGGCAGCGUGAUCCCUCCACGACAGCAGAAACCUUCAUCAUCGGGGGCCACACGCAAAAAGGCGCCACAGAAGAAGAAGAAGGGCAGCAAAGGAGGCUGGUAGUGACGUUUGAGAGCAACUUCUGAGCGUCAAGGACGUCUGGAGAUUUUUAUUUCUAGUUCUUUCUUCUUCUUUUUUUUUCCUCCUCUGGUCAUUUUUUCAGAUGUGCAACCAAAAUCUACUCUUUGCUCUCCUGUAGCUGUAUCUUAUUUUAAUGGCACACAAUAAAUUUACAGUGAAUGAAUUAAAGGUCACUGAGCUGAAAAAUGCUUUUUAUUGUUUAGAAACAGUGUUUAUGCUUUUUAUUUAGCUCAGAACAAGAAUACUACAAACAGCUGAACUGUAAUCGCAUUGAAUGCGCAAUGAAUGGUGAAUGGAGUAUUUUUCUAACCCUAUAUGAGAGUUGUGCUGUAUUUUACAGCUUCAGAAAAACGUCAAAAUGGACCUCAGCCAUCAGCUUGAUUACAUUUAAAUUAAAUCCUUAAAUUUAUGUUGUCUGUUUUAGAUGAUUUUGUCCUCUUUAUUUUUAAAAUUACUGUUAAUAACGGCUGUUUCCAGACCUGCAGUGUCUGGGUGCUCAAAGACGCUGAUUCAUUUUCACACAAUAAGCUGCAGUUUUUAUGUCAGGGUGCUGCCUGUAAGGAUUUCACAACCACACUCUCCUUAGUGUUUCUUCAUGUAACUUCAUAUGUGUUCCUUCUUAGUUUCAGUCUGCUGCAGGAAAGCAUGUUUUUUAAAACCAGUGCCGCUCUGGAUAAGAAUUGUCAUGAUUUACUUGCAUGUUAAAAAUAUGACUAUUUUGGCCAAACAUGCGUCCCACUUUGUUAAGUCUUAAUAAAUCUCUGAAAUGCAA